UAGACAUAAACAUAAUAAACAUGGUUACAUAUGUCCCCCUCACUCUUUGCCACUUGACACUUGUUCCUCUCCUUUUUAAUUAAUUACACUAUUUAUAACUCUUUCCUUUCCAUUUCUCUUUCUCUCAAAAUCCUCCCACAUUUCUCCUCAUCAGGUUUGACACCCUUCUCAUUCCAACUCCUUAGCAUUAUUUUUUGUUUGAAUGGAGACCAAAGAGGAAUUUGCAGUAGUGGACCAUCUGACCACACCCGCAGGGACCAGUUUUUCUCAGUUACUAUUCGGAGAUGACGAUGAUGAAAAUGCAUUGGGUCUUGGUGUGGACCAUACUUACAACCUCACCCAUUCCCCUCUUUUCUCCAUUCACAAGGCACCCAAAAUGCUUUCUUUUGCCAAUGAAGGCGACGUUUUGCUUCCUGAAACCAACGUCACCCCCCAGAAAUCUGUCAUCACUUCCAGUGAUUCUUCAUCUGCUUCUUCUUGCAACUAUGCCAACACAGCCUUCACUACUUCCUUACCUAAGUCAAAUGUCUGUGAUAGCAUUUUUUUUUUAUUGGUUUGCAAUUGGAGAAUGAUCUUGUCAUUAUUGAUUUUUAUUUUCUUUUGGUUGAAGAAUUUGCAGAAAAAAAGAAACGGGUCGGGACAUGAACCGGUGGUUAAGCCAGGUAUGGGAGGCCAGAAACAGCCUAAGAAGAUCAAAGAAGAGAACCCCACUUCAAGCCUGCAUGCAAAGAGGAAGGAGAAGCUUGGGGAGCGAAUUGCAGCAUUACAACAGCUCGUGUCUCCCUUUGGCAAGACAGAUACAGCAUCAGUGCUUCACGAGGCCAUGGGGUAUAUAAGAUUUCUACAUGACCAAGUUCAGGUCCUGUGCACUCCUUACCUGCAAAGUUUGCCAUCCUCAUACAAUCAACGUCAGCAUGGGGACGGAGAUAACAAUGAAGAGGAAGUGAACAAGGACUUGAGGAGUAGGGGUCUCUGCUUGAUCCCUGUGGGAUGCACCAUACACGUGGCAGGUAGCAAUGGUGCUGAUUUUUGGUCACCUGCUGCAAUAGGGAACAAUGUUUCACCAUCAGCCAAGCAGUGAAACCAGGAUCAAUGAAUCUUUUUCAAAAUUUGUAGCUUUUGGGAAAUGGGUUCCUAUGUCUGUCCAAAUAGGACUUGUACUCAAUAUGACAGCUUAAUUGGAGAUGGAAGUAUGAGGAGGUAAAGUGUAAGAAAUGGCAAAGAGGGAUAACCAUUAACAAGAGUGGUUCUAAGUUCACACAUGGAGGGUACAAAUGAAAGGUCAUGAUUUUGUCCUUAAUUAUGUAACAUCUAUUUU
This is a messenger RNA of Abrus precatorius (Indian licorice), 1318 nucleotides long. Its product is annotated as transcription factor bHLH113. Bases 203 to 1081 code for a protein of 292 amino acids. Gene Ontology annotation, cellular component: nucleus. Gene Ontology annotation, biological process: regulation of transcription by RNA polymerase II. The transcript has 4 exons. The record is from RefSeq and is a predicted model, not a curated record. Lineage: Eukaryota; Viridiplantae; Streptophyta; Magnoliopsida; Fabales; Fabaceae. Gene Ontology annotation, molecular function: DNA-binding transcription factor activity, RNA polymerase II-specific; RNA polymerase II cis-regulatory region sequence-specific DNA binding; protein dimerization activity.